This is a messenger RNA of Racocetra fulgida, 1075 nucleotides long. NCBI's taxonomy places the organism in Eukaryota, Fungi, Glomeromycota, Glomeromycetes, Diversisporales, Gigasporaceae. The record is from the annotation of a GenBank genome assembly.
AUGAUAAACAAUGACAAAAUAAUUAAUAGUAUAUCCAACGAUUUAAAUAAAGAUUAUUCAAAUGACAUUGAUGACACAAAAAUCAACCAAAAAUAUUGUGGAUCAGAUACUUGUAAAUUCUUAUUCUCAUAUCGAAUUCCAGAACAAGAAACUCGUGCAAAUUUUCAUUUACAGACAAUGACUGAGCUCGCCGAAAAACUUAAUCGUACGAUGGUUUUAACAAAUGUUGGACUAUCUAGAAUAAAUUCUUGUAAUCAAUUUCCUUAUAAUUUUUACUAUAACAUGGGUAUGUUACAGGAAAAAUUUCCAAAUAUGAAAUUCAUAUCUCAAGCAGAUUUUCAACAAUGGACUCUUGAGCGUCACAAAAAACCGGAUGUGUUUCAUGCAUACAUUAAUACUGACAAAAUGAAUCAGCCAAAUACCUUUGCAUUUGUAGAACCUUUUGUGGAAACAUUAUUAAAUGAACAUUGUCUCAAUCAAUUUCAAUUAAACAUGAAUGAUAAUGUGAGUUUCAAACAUGUCAAUAUUGGACCAACGAGUUUAUGGAGAACUAAACAAAAAAAUUCUAUUAUGUUAAAAUAUUUGACUUCACAAUUAAAUCUAAGUACAGAUGUGUUAUUGAUAAAUCAUGAUCUUCGAUCUAAUUUAUUUCUGGAUGGAAAAGAGGUUUCACCAGUACCAUAUGCAAAUCAUCUUAUCAAAGCUGCUUAUAAACCAUUGACUAAAUGCGCAAAUAAACUUGUGAAAUGGGUUAAUCAAACAAAAAAGACCGCCAACAUAUCUAAUGUUUAUUUCGCUACAGAUUAUCCAAUAAAUGGUAUGGGAAAAGCCCAAUCUUCCACAUUCCGAGUAGUAAAGAAAGAACACCACGAUGCUGUGAAAAUUUUGAAUUCCUCAAUGCACUUGAAUACUUGGAAAUCUACAAAUUCUUUAGAAUAUCUUGAAGAACUUCCGGAAUUAAGUAAAAUAAUCCAAAAAGAAUUUGAAGGACCAGGCGUACAAGGAAUUAUGGAUAAAUUAAUCUUAGUUUUAUCAAAUUAUUUUGUUAUUGGAUCAGAAGGAUGCUGGUACACAA